UCCUUCAAUUGUAUAUAUAUGAUUUAUUGUGUCUCAACGGGCCGUGGCGGUGGCACAUUGCAAAGAAUCUGAGAUAUGGCAAUUUCAUUUUCUCGACUCGGAAGUUCCAUUCCCUUCUCCGGCCUGUUCAGACAACUGGAGCAAGAGAUGGAAACUGUCAUAAGGGUUUUGCAGCCUGGACCUCUGGGAAUUAUUGAACACAAGUUUUCUGCUGAGGAGAUGCGCCGGGCACAAUCCACUGUUCGGGAAGCAGUUAAUAAUUGGCGACGGAAUACAAUUAUUGAGAAACAAAGCAGUAUUUCAAGUAACCAUAGCUAGGAGAGAAAUUGUUUCUAUAGUGAUCUUCAAAAACAUCUUGUAUAAUUUCUUUAUUAGAUUCUCAAUAAAAUUAGAUCAAACGGUGACAUUCACUAAAAAGUAAGAAAUUGUUAAUACUAUUGAGCCUUCAGGUUAUUAUAAUUUUUUUUGAAGGAAGUUUUUUGGGCCAUCCAAACUAGGUUGAAAGAAGCGUGUAGCAGCUACGGACAUGUGGAUCUUUUCCUUUGUAAAUUCUGUUAGUAACACAUUGUAACGAAAGGACACAUCUGAAGAGAGUGAUGAAGACUGUGAUGUAAGGGAGGGAAGUAGUUAGUCAUAUAGCAGGGAAGAACUUGAGACUUCGAACUUCAUUUGGAGUGCACUUGAAUGUAUGGUGGUUUUUUUUAAUUCUUCUUUGUAAAUUCAGACCUCCCAUCAAAUUCACUUCUCUAAAUCUAUAAGAAUC
Messenger RNA from Cucumis sativus (cucumber), 763 nucleotides. RefSeq lists its product as uncharacterized. The coding region runs from base 76 to 318 and encodes 80 amino acids. Lineage: Eukaryota; Viridiplantae; Streptophyta; Magnoliopsida; Cucurbitales; Cucurbitaceae. The record is from RefSeq and is a predicted model, not a curated record. The transcript is spliced from 2 exons.